This is a messenger RNA of Necator americanus (New World hookworm), 297 nucleotides long. RefSeq lists its product as uncharacterized. The record is from RefSeq and is a predicted model, not a curated record. The transcript has 3 exons. Gene Ontology annotation, biological process: G protein-coupled receptor signaling pathway. Gene Ontology annotation, molecular function: G-protein beta-subunit binding. Bases 1 to 297 code for a protein of 98 amino acids. NCBI's taxonomy places the organism in Eukaryota, Metazoa, Nematoda, Chromadorea, Rhabditida, Ancylostomatidae. Gene Ontology annotation, cellular component: heterotrimeric G-protein complex.
AUGAGCAGUCGUGAACAAGCGAUCCAACAAGCGCGAAAAACUGUGGAACAACUCAGAGGAGAGCGAAACAUGCGAAGAACUCCUGUUUCUGCUUCAGCUGCAGACUUGAUAAGGUUCACUCAAGAUCUUCAGCGCGAAGACGUCCUACUGACCGGAUUUCCAAACGACAAGAUGAAUCCGUAUCGUCCCAAGACCGGAGGAAAACCUAUGAAUAUGGAAAUGGAGCAGUUCGAAUCGCCCAUUAUGCUUUUUAAACAGGACGAAAGGGCAUAUUUUGGAGAAUUGUCCAACCUAUGA